GCAACACAGCAAGACCCGACCUUGCCUCCUCCUGCAGCAGCAGCAUAACCAGAGGGGAGUGCAGCAAGCCGUUUCGAGAGACAGCUUUAUAGGCUACUGCUAGCAGUAUGGCUUCCGCUGCGCGCUUCCUGGUGGUCGUGGUCGUGGCGUGUGCACUCCUGGCGAGCAACAACUGCCACGCGGCGCGCCACUUGGCCGACACGGCCGCGGCUCCCGCUGCUGCUGGUGCCGUCCCUGGCCUCCCCGCCGUGCCGACCUUGCCAACGGUGCAGCCAGUGCCACAGGUGGCGCUGCCACCUAUGCCGGCCGUGCCCGCGGUCACCGUGCCGCAGAUGACGCUGCCGCCCAUGCCAGCGGCUCCCAAGGUGGCCGUGCCGCUGCCGCCAAUGCCCGCCAUCCCAUCCGUGCUGCCAAAGCUGACCCUGCCACCGAUGCCCGCUGUCGUUCCAUCCGUCGUCCCCAAGGUGGCCUUGCCGCCGAUGCCGUCGGUCCCCACCGUCAACGUGCCCAUGCCGUUCGCGGCACCGCCUCCGUCGGCAUAGACGCGCGCGGCGCGCUCCUGCAGGUUUGCGUUCGCCGUGCCCACCAUGUAGAGCAGAGGUGGUGGUGACCGGUGCUGGUGUACCGGACUACCGGUGUAUGCGAGAGUGAUGUCAUUGUUUGUCAGUAUUGUUGCACCUGCGUCUCGUGCUUUCUUUUUGUGCGUAGCGUUGUACCAUUGUACGUAUGUAUAUCCUUUGUAUUGCUAUCACAUUCAUUACGCCGUA
Zea mays is the source of this 767-nucleotide messenger RNA. RefSeq names its product RNA-binding protein 12-like. Bases 108 to 542 code for a protein of 144 amino acids. The record is from RefSeq and is marked validated. The transcript has a single exon. Lineage: Eukaryota; Viridiplantae; Streptophyta; Magnoliopsida; Poales; Poaceae.